UUUGUUCGGAAGUACGAUAACAAGCAACUUAUCAAAUUUUUGAGUGAGAAUAAAGGCGACCUGCAACUUGAUGACACUCAUAUUGAAAUCUUACGCAAGGAAGAGGUCACUGGUCGUGUUUUUCUUAAUUCAACCAAACAAGAUUUUAUAGAUAAUGGCCUGAAAAGUGGACCCGCGAAACGUCUCGCAGACUUCGUCAAGGAAGUCAAAGAGAAAAAAUUAAAAAAUUUUUCAUCGUGCAAGACUAAGCAAGAGGUGAAAGAGAAGAUAGAACUCUAUGGUCCAGCAUCUGAACUUAACGAAGCUGAGCCGGGUCGAGUUGAUUACGCUGUUAAAGUCAAAGAUAAUACUGGAAAUGACGAAUUGAUAGCAAUAACUGAAGCAAAACAGAGUGAUAUAUUAAUGGGAUUCGGACAAAAUGUUCUACAACUUAACGCUUCUCACCAUAAAAAUUCAAAAAAACGAAAUGCAGAAGCAUUUGGUAAAGAUGCUUUUGAUUACUUGUAUGGAAUCGUUACUACAGAAAGGUUUUACCGUAUAGAAAAUGAGUAUAGUAUUAGAAUUAACAGAGAUGCUUUGGAAGAUGAUUCGGAACUAUGUAAAGAUGUAAAAAAAGUUGUACAGGUACUUGUUAGUCUAUUGAAGGAUAGGGUCGAAGUAGAUGA
Racocetra fulgida is the source of this 665-nucleotide messenger RNA. The record is from the annotation of a GenBank genome assembly. Lineage: Eukaryota; Fungi; Glomeromycota; Glomeromycetes; Diversisporales; Gigasporaceae.